Molecule: messenger RNA, 729 nt
Organism: Miscanthus lutarioriparius
Lineage: Eukaryota; Viridiplantae; Streptophyta; Magnoliopsida; Poales; Poaceae
Source: the annotation of a GenBank genome assembly
AUGGAGAACCUGCCCGUCGCUACCAUCAACAGGGUGGGCAUCCUGCUGGAGAUCUCGUUCAUCGGCAUAUACAGGUUUGCCUUGCAGCUGGUGCUUCCUGUGCUGGCGUUGUUUGGCUUGACUGCGGCUUUGUCGAGUUUCGUGGCCCAUACACACCACACGCGCAAGGUUUUUGUGGGCAGUGUUGGGCUGGUGGCUUCCAUAUCCAUGUACAGCUCUCCAAUGGUGGCAGCUAAGCGAGUCAUAACGACGAAAAGCGUGGAGUUCAUGCCGUUCUACCUGUCGCUGUUCUCCUUCCUGUCCAGCGCGCUCUGGAUGAUAUACUGGCUCCUCGGAAGGGACUUCUUCAUCGCGUCGCCAAACUUCAUCGGCGUUUUGAUGGGCAUGCUUCACCUGCUGCUGUACUGCAUCUACAGGAGAGGCGACGGGGCAGCAGCUGAAGCAGAGUUGCGUGUGCAUGGCGCCGCCGCUGGUCAGGAGAAGGGCCUGAAAGCAGCGGUGCCGAGGUGCAGCCGCAGGAGACAGCUGCGAGCAGUAGGGUCAAUCAAAAUGUCUGAAAUCAAAAUCACUUGUGACUUUCUUUACCUCAGUCUGCGGCCCAGCCCAACGGCCCAAGCCAACACCUCACUGGACUUUCCGUCUCCAAGGCGAAUGAAUAGAAAGUUGGGCUCAUGGGCUGUACGGCCACUCAGCAGCGACCCUCCAUGCUGUAAUGUCACAAAUCCUUAA